Messenger RNA from Spirodela intermedia, 2512 nucleotides. The record is from the annotation of a GenBank genome assembly. Lineage: Eukaryota; Viridiplantae; Streptophyta; Magnoliopsida; Alismatales; Araceae.
AUGGCCAUGCCGUCUGGGAAUUCAGUGAUUCCCAGAAAAAUGCAAUUCUCGAAUGGGGGUGAUGCCCAUGCCCAGCGGCAGUGGUUCCCAGAUGAGCGGGAUGGUUUCAUAUAUUGGCUGAAGGGAGAAUUUGCAGCAGCAAAUGCCAUAAUAGAUUCACUCUGUGAACAUUUAAGGACCACAAGUGAGCCUGGCGAGUAUGAUAUGGUUGUCGGAUGCAUUCAGCAGAGACGGUGCAACUGGACACCAGUUCUCUACUUGCAGCAGUACUUCUCCGUAGCAGAGAUCAACCUUGCAUUGCAGCAAGUGGCCUGGCGGAAGCAACCAAGGCAUUUUGAUCAACCGAAGCCUGUAGAAAAAGAUUUCAAGAAACAAACGUUUGGAUAUAGACAAGUGCAGAAGCUUGAAAAUAUGAGGGAAAAUCAUAGUUCUUCUGCUCAGUACUUGAGCCCAGUUGCAAAAGCUCAGAAGACGGAAGAAGAAUCUACAAAGAGAGAGGAGGUUAAGCAGAAGACCGAGGUCCAAGUACUGCAUGGAAAUGCUUUAAGUGUUUUGCCUGAGAACGAUGGUAACACUAAUUUUUGUGUCCUGAUGAUAGUGACAACUUUAUUAGGCGUUUAUGUUUUCCUUCUAGAAAAAUAUUUAAGAUGAAUCCUUUAUACUGAUUCAUAUCUUCCUGUGCUUGAAUAUGAUAAUCCGAGUCUGAACGGUGCUGCCCCAAUGUUAUUGGAAAAAUGGCGCUGAUGUAUGUAACAUUCAUUACUGUGAUGACGUUAAAUUUUUACUCGCUUUACCGUAACGUGACUUUAUUAAUUCCCAUAAGUACGCAGUGCACACAGUUGGUAAAAAAGCAGGCUGCAGAUAUGUCGAUCUCCCCAGAUAUCCAUGUCAAUCGAUGAAUCUCAAAUAAUCUUUCUUUAUACUGGCAUUUGGAGCCAGUUUUCCCGUAUGAAAUCAACUUGCAUCUGUCAGCACAAGUGACAUAGAUAAAGUUUAUAUUAUUUUCAGAUGCAUUUGAACGUAGGGUUCACAAAAAUAAAGUUGAAUAAGUCUGAAUCAUUAGUGGAACUGAAUCGUUUUACCCAGCAUGGUCUUUAUGGUUAGUUUUGAUCCUGUUGGUCAUUAUGGUUCGUAAGUUUUGAUCCAGAUUGGUCUUUGUGGUUUGUUAGUUUUGAUCCAGAAGCUUUGAUUUGAUUGUGUUUUCCUGUGCAUGAUUCAGGGUCGAGCGACGCUCCUUGUAAGGGUGAGUGCAGUCAAAAGGAGGGGGAAGAUUCUAUUGGGCCUAUAUGUGAUAAGUUGGAUUCUGUGUCAAUUCGAGAUGGUGCCAUUGUCAACGCAAAAGGUAUUCCUUUCUUCAUAUCUGUUGUUUUAGCGUCCAACAUUUUAAAGCUUGCAGCUUUGAGAUUAUGCUUGAAGUUAAAAACGUAUUCAUACUGCAUGAUGGAUAGCUCUGUUUCAACCUUUCAUGGAUAAUUCAUACGAAUGAAUCCUCUCUUGUGAUGAUUUAAAUUUUCAAUUAUAAAUUAAAUUUCCCCUUAAUGAAAAGGUUACCAAAGAAUUUCCAACGUGUGUGUGGAAACUUUAGGUUGUGAUAAAUUACAUUGAACUGUCAUUUUUCGUCUGAGCUGGGCAUGGAUGAUGUGAUUUUAAAUGGCAAAAUCGACCCACCUAGAAAUAUUAAAGAGAAGAAUAAAAGUGUCUGGUUUUGGGGAGGAUUAGGUUUGGAGUGGCUGUUUGGCUGGUGUUGCUUAUGAGUUGACGUGGACGUCUAUAUUAAAUUUAUAAUUCAUAAAUUAUAAUUAUAACUUCAAAUUAUAAAAAUAUCCUCCUACUCUUUCUCAUUUUUUCCAAUUUCAUUUCCCCUCCCCAUUUGGCCAAUUUAGUCAAUCCAAUGUGAUUCGGAUAAGAUUGGAUUUGCCUUAUUUGCCAUGUUCGUCAUCUGAUCUGAUUUUUUAGACAAAACAUAUGCAAGAUACAUCACGAAAGAGUGUCAAGUAUUGAUAUUAACGUUCAAGACCAAUGCCUCUUUGACAGUCAUCCAUUAGUUAUCCUUUGCCUCGGAAAGAUCCUAAUUUUCAGCAAAAAACAUUCGAGACAAGAAUUAUGUUUCAAUUAUUUGAUUUUAUGAAUUUUAUUUCCAUGAUUUUAUAAAAACGUGUUCAUGUUAGGGUUCCUCAAUAUUCUACGUGAUUCAUUUUAGCAGGCCAAGAUGCAACUCCAAACCAGGAAGGGACGCAGAAGUCUGUUCCUAUUCCUAAAGUUUUCGAAUUUAAUGAAUUGUGCAAUGGAAAGACGGUAAAUUCUUGACUGCCAAGUCUGGUAUUUCUUCUUGGAAGCCAUGUUCAUAUGUUUCCGUCUCUUCAGUAAAUUAUAAAUACUCUGUCAGGUUAAUGUCGUGGACGGACUGAAACUCUACGAUGACUUAUUUGAGAAUUCAGAAAUCUCAACUCUUGUGGCUGCUGCAAAUGAAUGGAGGAUUUCUGGGCAGAAAGGAGAGUUUCAAGGUGAGUGA